Megalops cyprinoides (Indo-Pacific tarpon) is the source of this 3481-nucleotide messenger RNA. RefSeq names its product T-box transcription factor 3a (gene tbx3a). The transcript has 7 exons. Gene Ontology annotation, biological process: cell fate specification; heart looping; positive regulation of cell population proliferation. Lineage: Eukaryota; Metazoa; Chordata; Actinopteri; Elopiformes; Megalopidae. Gene Ontology annotation, cellular component: nucleus. Gene Ontology annotation, molecular function: RNA polymerase II cis-regulatory region sequence-specific DNA binding; DNA-binding transcription factor activity, RNA polymerase II-specific. Bases 666 to 2825 code for a protein of 719 amino acids. The record is from RefSeq and is a predicted model, not a curated record.
AGCGUACAGGGUACAGAAGCGCAGGGAAUUUCUUGAUGCUGAGAUCUCGCCUCUUCGCCGCGAGUCUGCCGUCAACAGAAUCCCCCUUUCGCCGCUUCUUUUUUGAAAUGUGCUUGUGCGUGCGAGGCGGAGGGAGAAAAUGUGUGAGUGCGUGCGAGGGUGAAUGUGUGGGAAAAGAAGAGAAAAAGGAAUUGUUCAGCGUAACCGAAAUGUGCGGACACACUGCUUUCGCGAAAACACAGCAAACGAGGGGUGCUUAAGUGCAUUUUAAAAAGGAAUACCGAAUUUUAAAAAGCAACACCAGACAGGGAAAGAGAAUUUCUGCAAGUGCAGCGACAGUGACUCUUGAUUUUCUGCGAAGAUUAUCGGCGCGCGUCAACCCUCGAACAACAGUUCAUAUUACAACACUCCAAAGGAUAAACUGAUCACAGUAUUUUCAAUUUCUUAUGGCAAAGAAUUGGUUGGAAUUCUGAAAACGGCGACAAAAAACAAUCGCAUGGUGCCAAAAUAAGUGGAUGCGUCUCUCUCUCUCGAGUGCGGGAACAGUGAAUCCAUUUUAGAACUUUCUGACCGCCGAGAGAAAUGCUGAGCUGAAACGCACAUUGCAGAUAUUUUCCCCCUUCAUCGCUAGCAUCAGUACAUCUGGAAUAGUUGUGGCGAAGUGGAUGAGUUUCCUGAUGAGAGAUCCAGUUAUUCCGGGAACAAGUAUGGCAUACCACCCGUUUUUACCUCACCGGGGUACGGACUUUGCCAUGAGCGCAAUGCUGGGUCACCAGCCUCCCUUCUUCCCGGCCUUGGCUCUGCCGCCGAACGGCUCGCUUUCUCUCCCGGGUGCGCUCGGGAAGCCCAUCAUGGAUCAGCUGAUGGGCGCAGCUGAAACCGGCCUCCACUUCUCGCUGGGACACCAGGCUGCCGCUGCCCACCUCAGGCCUCUGAAAACAUUGGAACCCGAAGAGGAGGUUGAGGAUGACCCCAAAGUUCACCUAGAAGCGAAGGAACUGUGGGAUCUGUUCCACAAGCGCGGCACUGAAAUGGUUAUUACUAAAUCAGGAAGACGAAUGUUUCCUCCGUUUAAAGUAAGAUGUACCGGCUUGGACAAGAAAGCCAAGUACAUUUUGCUGAUGGAUAUUGUUGCGGCCGACGACUGCAGGUAUAAAUUUCAUAACUCGCGGUGGAUGGUGGCAGGGAAGGCCGACCCCGAAAUGCCAAAGAGGAUGUACAUUCACCCGGACAGCCCGGCCACAGGCGAACAGUGGAUGUCGAAAGUUGUCAAUUUUCACAAACUCAAAUUGACCAAUAACAUCUCCGACAAGCAUGGAUUUACGAUUUUGAACUCCAUGCACAAAUACCAGCCAAGAUUUCACAUCGUCAGAGCCAACGAUAUCCUCAAGCUUCCGUACAGUACCUUCAGGACCUACGUUUUUCCCGAAACCGACUUCAUUGCUGUAACAGCGUACCAAAAUGACAAGAUCACACAGCUUAAAAUUGACCACAACCCUUUCGCAAAGGGAUUCCGUGACACGGGAAAUGGCAGGAGAGAAAAGAGUGCCCCUCGUUUGCACAGGAAACAGUUGGCCCUGCAGUCCAUGAGGUCCUACGAGGAUCCGCAGAAGAAAGACAACGGGGCGUCCGAGGACUCCUCGGGGGAACAGGCCCCCUUCAAGUGCUUCGGCCGCGCCUCGUCUCCUGCGGCGACCACUCUGGCCCCGCCGAACUUGAAAGAUUUCUGCGAGAGCGAUGAGGACAGUGACGAUGAAAGCAAAGACGGGAAUCCACAGGAGGCCCAGGAGUCCAGCAAGAUCUCCACCACCACCACCAUCAGCCCCGAGGAUGCCAGGGACCACGGGGGCGGCCCCACCAAAGAGCCCGCGCCCGCUAACGGCGACCUAGCGAGGAGGGUGCGGGAGGACUCCGCAGGGGCCGUCAAGAGCCCCGCCGACUCCCGGCAAAGCCCGCUGACCCUCAUCUCCAGCACCACGCGGUCCGGGGACGAGCCCAAGAGCCCGUCCCACGACCCCCCCAAAGCAGGCGAGUGCAGGUCCACCAGCAAGGAGAACUACGCCCCCCUGACCGUUCAGACGGACGGCGGCGCCCACCUGAGCCAGGGCCACUUGCAUAAUUUCGGAUUUCCUCCGGGCCUGGCGGGACAGCAGUUCUUUAACCACCUGGGCGGCACCCACCCCUUUCUCCUCCACCCCGGCCAGUUUGGGAUGGGGGGCGCCUUCUCCAGCAUGGCGGCGGCGGGCAUGGCUCCCCUGCUGGCCGCCGUGUCGUCCGGAGGGGUCAGCACCAUGGACACGGCCUCCAUCUCGUCCCCGCAGCAGAGCCUGGCGGCCGCUCCGGGACUGCCCUUUCACCUUCAGCAGCAUAUGCUGGCAUCUCAGGGUCUCGCGAUGUCUCCGUUUGGAAGCCUUUUCCCGUAUCCUUACACCUACAUGGCGGCUGCAGCAGCCGCUUCGUCUGCUGCCUCGUCCUCGGUUCACCGCCACCCGUUUCUGAACGCUGUGCGCCCCCGUCUCAGGUACAGCCCGUACUCUAUCCCGAUGAGUGUGCCGGACAGCAAUUUGUUAACUACGGCCCUCCCAUCGAUGACCAGCAGCGGCGUCGAGCUGAAGGGCAAUGCCAUGGCAACGAGUCCGAUUUCGGCAGCACUGGACUCCACUUCGGAGGUCAACAGCAGGUCUUCGACUCUGUCGUCGCGCUCGGUGUCCCUGUCACCAAAAACGUGCUCUGAAAAGGAUCCCAGUAAUGAACUGCAGAGCAUCCAGCGCCUUGUCAGCGGAUUGGAUUCAAAACACGACAGGCCUCGAAGUCUGUCGCCCUAGACCUCGGCGUGACAGAGAAAAGAAAAUUCAUUUUAACAAUCCUGAUACGUUUCUAGCGAAUGCGGGUUUGGAUUACAGACGCACCGAACCAUUUAGAUUUUGAAAUGCACUUUGUUUAAAUAAAGAAUUGAUAUGUAUAUUUCUCCCGUGUUAACGUACACAAGAGUUUUGAACUUUACUGUCAUACCAUACAAGUAUUGAAACUGAAAGGUUGGUUAGUUGCUGCUAUGUCCCAUAGGCCUAUAUAGUUUCUAUAUGUUUAUUUGAGAGGGUAUCGAAGCGGACUUCGUUUAAAUCUCUGGAUUGGUUGUAAUAGUUUAUAUUAAUAUCCCUCAAUCGUAUAGGCCUGGAGAAUGCUGUGUGUGACAUUAAGUAAAUCUCUUUAAAGCCUAUGGUCAUGUUCGGCGCGGUGGAAAUGAGAGUUUGCAUGUCUCACACUUGGUUAUAAAUGUCUUGUUUGAGACUGCCAAUCGGUUAUUGUAUUUUAAGAAGACCAAAACAAAAUCAGAUGAAUUCAGUAACAGUGUGUGUUGGCACCAUUACAAAACAUGGCGGGGACAUUAUUUUCUUCUCUCCCCUGUGUUUACGAUUUAAAUCAUUGUAACUGUAUUAAAUGGGAAAAGGGAAGUAUAAAAGGAAAAGCAACUGAAAUGGAA